UGAGCGGCUGAGUGGGUGGGGAUAUGUUAAUAAAGCCAAUGGGUAUUGGGUUACCGAUACGGUGUGUGGGCGGGAUCACUCAGGAUAACUGAGGCGUGGCCAAUUGGCCGGCAGCUUCUCAUGAAUAAUAAGCAGCCCCUUGGCGCCGACGUCACCGCACGGGCCCGUGUUCUGUGCAGCUGACAGCCUCUGCUGAUCCAUAAGCGAACUUGGCGAUCUCAGGAAUUGGGAAGAGAAGAAGCGUCCUGCUUAGUUUUCAUCUUUUAUUUCUCGUCAUAUUCUGUUCGCAUUUCCUUGGUUCCAGUGCGAUUAACAUUUCAUUCCAAUUCAGAUUGAUUUUUUUUAACUUUUUUUUUUAACUGUCGCGGGAUUGCAUUUUAAUUUUUACGUUUGUGAAGGAAACGAGGAAGCGCCUUUCAUUUCAGUUUCCAAGUGGCGACUUUUCAAUUUCUUUGCUUAUUAUUUUUUUGCAGUUUUACGGCUCUUCGUCGCGUGAACUUUUCGCAUUACACAGAAUCCUUACCAUUUCAGUGAUUUUUUUUCUUUUUUUUUUUGGCUCAUUUUCCCAGUCACCUUGCAAUCCAGGGAAUUUAAAGGAUCUUCAACGAGGCCAGUAGAUGCUACACAUCCCGUGUCAUUUGUGGCGAUAAGAAACGAACCCUCGUACUUCCUUCGCCUCACAACCAGCCUGAACUGAUUUGUUGGUGUUGUGACAUUUAAAUAUCAUCGCGACUGAAGAUGGCUCGCCCCAUGUCUCAGCUCAUACCUCCCGACCUGCCGGGCUCCAGCCCCCAGUAUGGCACCGGCGGACAAGCAGGCGCACCUCAGGGGGGCCACUCGAGCUCCAUGGCCAGUCUCAAGUCCCUGCUGCAACUGCCUAUAAAACAAGGUGUCGAAUUCAGGAGUAAAGAGCUCAACGGCGACAGCAAAGUCUUGGAAAAGGAGAAGCUUGAUCCAGACGACGACUGUUUGUUAAGCUGCGGCCUACGCUCCUCGCAGUCAGCGUUCCUUGUACCCCUGCUGUGGGAGAAAACCCUUCCCUGUGAUGGGGGGCUUUUCCAGCUGCAGUACAUGGACCUGGAAGAAUUCCUCACGGAGAAUGGGAUGGGGCCAUCGACGGGUGGAGCUGAAGCGCAGGUCCCGAGCCAGAGGAAUCCGACUUCGCCGGCAUCAGCUUCCGUACCCAGCCAGUCUGGUCAAUCUCAGAGUCAGAUGGGUAACCCUCAUCACAGUCCUCUGCAUGGCCAUCAAUCCCAGUUGUCCCAGCUUCCACAGAUUGCACAGUCGCCAUCCCCUACAGCUUCGAUGACUCCAGGAAGCAAUGGCAGCCCCACCAUGGAGACUGCAGCCCAGCAGCAAGGCAUUAUAGGAAACUGCAUGCACGGGCCUGCUCUUCAAGGCCAGGUGGCGUCCCCCGACCCCUCCAACUGCCCACAGAUGGAUGGCACUGAUGUUAUGGUGAACUUUGACCCCGACCCCGCAGAUCUCGCUCUGUCAAGUGUACCAGGACAGGAGGCCUUCGAUCCACGGAGACACCGGUUUAGUGAUGAGGAGCUCAAACCCCAGCCCAUGAUCAAGAAGGCCAGGAAGAUGUUGGUCCCAGAUGAGCAGAAGGACGAGAAGUACUGGAGCCGACGGUACAAGAAUAAUGAGGCGGCCAAGCGCUCCCGGGAUGCACGGCGACUGAAGGAAAACCAGAUCUCCGUCCGUGCCGCCUUUCUUGAGAAGGAGAACGCCGCCCUGCGGCAAGAGGUGGCCGAGAUGCGCAAGGAGCUCGGGCGCUGCCGUAAUGUACUCACCAAGUAUGAAAGCCGGCAUGGAAACUUGUGAAGUGCUGCGUGUGAAGGCAAACAGACUGGAAACUUUACAACAAGUGGCAGUGUUUGAGCCAUGGGAGGAAGAGGAGGAAGAGGAAGAGGAGGGCACAUUCUCUCUCUCUCUCACGAGUGAAAACGGAUAGUUAGGGUACUCUUUGACGUGACAUAAGCCACAAAUAAAGGUGCUGGUUGACCUCGCCCCUCACUCCAGGGGUGUUCUUCUGAAUAAGCUAGGACUAGGACUAGAGGUGCUUGGCUGCCAGGGUGUCUGUAAGGUCUUUCAGGGAAUGAGCUGUUCCUUCGGGUUGGGUUGCAGGGGUGAGCAACAGACAGAGAUGUUUUUCCUCUUGCGGACCACAGGUGAUGGAGUUCUACAUUGGCCUUCAGACAAAAAGAAAUUAAACUCGCUGGCUGUUGGAACAGAGUUACAUUUCUGCCACUUGUUGUAAAGAAUUAUCUGUCAACGCAAAUCAUUCGUUUCUUAUUGUGAAGCUGCAAGAAGAGGAGGAAAAAAAAAGAAAAAGAAAAUGGCAUUGGUUUCUGGGUUUAAUGUUGCGAUACCAUUAAUCACUAUGGUAAGAGCGGACCUUGGGACUGGUCAUCCUGGGUGGGCGACGGAAAGACGUCUUGAGAAGGAAGCUUUCUUAGAGCCAGCCUCGUAUCUUCGUAGAGUUUUAAACCCACGCUGCCCUCUGAACCAUCCGACCUGCAAUUUUGCUCACCAACGAGUAGCACUUAAUGAAUUUAAUCUUUUCCUUGUAAAUAAUUCUUUAUAUUUAAACAAACGGAAAAAACAAAAAUGAUUUGAAUAUGACUUUACCGAACAAUCUCUGGGCUUCAGUACUAAAUCCCUGUUGCAAUCCGUUUGUCCUUGAAGUUGUCAAGCAAUCUGUUUACAAAGAGAUUUUUCCAGUCAGCCUCGCCCUGCCGCCCUCCUCUCCGUCUGCCAUCUACGCCAACUUCGGAGGAGCCACAAGUCUGAACUUUGCUUUCAGAACGCACCGUGUGGGAUUCCGAUUUGAGACACAAAAGAAAAAGACUUUCGUUUCGAGACCCUUGACUGUUUUUACUUCCUCCUUUAUUUGAAAAGUAUUUUAGCUUUGAAAUAGCGGCACAGUGAUCAAGCGCACAAAAAUGGCCUGAAAGAUCUUUUGUUUUUAAAGAAUUUUCUUUUUUGUUUCCCCCUUUUGGAAUACAAAAUGGCAACUAUGCAAUAUUUAUGGAGGUCGGGGAGAACCUCAGUCAGUACCUCUUUGCUGAGCUGUAGGAGACGCCUGCCGUUGACUUAGCGGUCAGCCUUUAGCUUUGGGGUGUGGAACGACAAUCCGGCCAACAAAUCCUCUCCGAGUUAACUUAUCAUGCGGUCUUUGAUGGAAAACUCCAUUUUAGUGUCCCGCAUUGUGCUAAUUUGAGGUGAGAAUGGUUGAAAAUCUAUAAAGGAAGGAGGAAGCAUUCAUUGACCUCAUAAGGACAUGAUAAGUAAGCACCUAAUUCAUUUGUUGGCUCCAGUGUUUCUCAGGUUGUUCCUACAACGACGGCUACACGGCAAAAAUCUGGCGGGCGAUGAGGACGGCAUCCGACGUGAAGCAAGCAAAAAAAAAAAAUACAUUUUCUGAAAAGAAAGGGGUCUUUUUUUCCCCCCCAAAACAGUUCUUAAAGAAUAUCGUUAAGUGUAGUCUUGAACCACUGAUAGAUAGAUGAGAGCUUCCAAGAAGCCUGUGGAGACCCUGCAAUUCGAGCCCUCUGGCGAUCACAAACAUCUUUUUAAAAAUGUAAGCAAUCAGUACGGACAGCUGGACACGUGUCUUUAGGGAGCUGAGGGUGGGCUUGAAAACGGGUGAAGGCACGGACCACCUGGAGAGUUUCUGGGCAUUUUUUGGUCAAGAACACAUGAAAUCAUCAGACGUCGGCUUAUCUUUCCCUCUUUGACUUCCCAGCCUUUCAGCAACACAAUCUCUUGAUUCCAUUUUUGGCUUUGAUAAACUUUCCUUUGGAAUUUUUUCACUUUUUUGUUUUUUUUUGCGAAAUUUGAGGCAGAGUACGCCUGACGUUAAGACUAUUUUUAAUGAAACGAAGUUUGGUUUUGUGUACAGUGAUCCACUGACUUUGUAAAGAAAUUCUAUUUGUGUAAAUAUCUCGACACAGAAAGCUUUCGUUUUGCUUUGAAGGCCUUC
Messenger RNA from Polypterus senegalus (gray bichir), 3991 nucleotides. Its product is annotated as hepatic leukemia factor-like. The record is from RefSeq and is a predicted model, not a curated record. Gene Ontology annotation, biological process: regulation of transcription by RNA polymerase II. The transcript is spliced from 4 exons. Gene Ontology annotation, molecular function: DNA-binding transcription factor activity, RNA polymerase II-specific; RNA polymerase II cis-regulatory region sequence-specific DNA binding. NCBI's taxonomy places the organism in Eukaryota, Metazoa, Chordata, Cladistia, Polypteriformes, Polypteridae. Gene Ontology annotation, cellular component: nucleus. The coding region runs from base 739 to 1830 and encodes 363 amino acids.